Molecule: messenger RNA, 4938 nt
Organism: Colletotrichum truncatum
Lineage: Eukaryota; Fungi; Ascomycota; Sordariomycetes; Glomerellales; Glomerellaceae
Product: inositol pyrophosphate synthase
Biological process (GO): inositol phosphate biosynthetic process; inositol metabolic process
Cellular component (GO): cytosol
Molecular function (GO): 5-diphosphoinositol pentakisphosphate 1-kinase activity; diphosphoinositol pentakisphosphate kinase activity; inositol hexakisphosphate kinase activity
Source: RefSeq, a predicted model, not a curated record
AUGGACCGUCCAAAUUUUAACACUCGGCGCUCUGUAGAUAGCGCUCGCUCGUUUGCUGCUCCUGCCUCGCCUGCCUCUCCUGCUUUUGCUACUGCGCCUACCUCACCCUUCAAUAAUCAUCCUCCUGCCUCGCCUUCCCAUACAUCGACAAACAACACUUCCGCACCGACUGAGAUCCUUCCGCGGACGAGACCUGGCCGCUCUGUCUCCCAUUCGCUCAACCUUUCGUCUACCGCCAGCAGGAAGAGCCGACAGGCCGAGCCUGGAACAAGCGACGCCCACUCUGCCGCUGCCAGUUUGUCCAUGCCCCCGCCGUCUUCCGUCCCCUUGAAGAGUCCUCGAAGCUCUUUCUGCCGCAGUCGUCGAGAAUCAAACAAUUCCUUAGAGGCGUGGAGCGACUCUGGCCUACAGUUGGCCGACGCCGACGAAACUGAUACCCCACGUCGCAUGGCUGGACCUGGCCACCAGCAAGAUCCCACCGCCCCAUAUCGCCCCCUCCCCGAGCCCGCCCUCACAACCCGCAAUUCUUUUUCCUCCGAGUCGGAACUCAAGCGCGCCUCAAUCUCCAGCGCCUUGUCCGUAUAUUCACUGGCCUCAGCCCGCGGCGUCAUCCCGACUUCUGCACCCGCUGCUGUUCAUUCUUCAGCAGCUUCCACCAACGGUUCCGACAGCGGUCCUCCUCGUUCGGUUUCUGGAAUCAUGUCGUCCGGCAAGCCUAUCGCGAAUGCCUCCCACCCAGGCGCCGAGGUUUCCAACGUGACCGUCACCACCUCGUCCAACGCACAGAAUGGCAAUGCCGCCGCAUCUGGCGCUCAUCACCUUACGCCGCGCGACAACCAUAAUCACACCCACCACGAUUUGAUCAAGCGUCCUCAUCGCGAUAACCACCGUUCCCAGCCAACUAGAUCCCGCAGCCGGAACAAGCGCAGAUUCAGCGGGAGCACCGGUGCCAGCAGCCACAGCCCUAGCAGCGAUCGGGGUCCAUACCACAGUGGAAAAGAAAAAGAAGAGGGUCAGUCAAGAGAAACAAGCGCGCCACGUCAACGGGUUCCGACAAACUCUAAUGCACCUGCAGUCAAGCCAGCGCCUUGGGGUGUCAUUGGAGUGUGCGCGUUGGACGUCAAGGCUCGUAGCAAACCUAGCAGAAAUAUUCUGAAUCGCCUCAUCGCCAACCGUGAGUUCGACGUGGUUGUAUUCGGUGACAAGGUCAUCCUAGACGAAGAGGUUGAAAACUGGCCGAUUUGUGACUAUCUGAUCUCCUUUUACUCCGAUGGCUUUCCAUUGGACAAGGCCAUCGCCUAUGUUAAGACGCGGAAGCCGUUUUGCGUCAACGAUGUCCCGAUGCAAAAGAUUCUUUGGGAUCGCCGUCUCUGCCUGAACAUUCUGGACCGUAUAGGGGUCCCGACACCCAAACGUAUCGAGGUUAACCGCGAUGGCGGCCCAAAGAUUUUGACCCCGGACACGGCCAAGCACAUUAAGGACGUAACAGGCAUUACCAUGGAUCCAGAGGAGUUGGGUUACAACCGCCUACCGCGAAAGGUUGAAUUGCUAGAUGACGGCGACAUUCUCAGCGUAGAUGGCGCUUUGCUCAAGAAGCCGUUUGUCGAGAAGCCAGUCAGCGGCGAGGACCACAACAUUAUCAUCUACUUUCCCAAGGCAACAGGCGGUGGUGCCCGGAGACUUUUCCGCAAGAUUGGCAACAAGAGUUCCGAAUAUGACCCCGAAUUGAACACUCCCCGUGCGAUUCUCGAACCCGAAAAUAGUUACAUCUACGAAAAGUUCAUGCGGGUCGACAACGCCGAAGAUGUCAAGGCGUACACUGUUGGGCCCAAUUACUGCCACGCUGAGACCAGAAAGUCCCCAGUGGUCGAUGGUGUUGUCAGGCGUAAUACGCAUGGCAAGGAAUUGAGAUAUGUGACGGGUCUCAACGCAGAGGAAAAGGAAAUCGCGAGCAAGAUCUCAACUUCUUUCGGCCAGAGAGUCUGCGGGUUCGACUUUUUGCGGGCUGGUGGCAAAAGCUACGUGAUUGACGUCAAUGGCUGGAGUUUCGUCAAGGAUAAUGAUGACUACUACGACCAUUGUGCCAACAUUCUCAAGGAAGUUUUCGUGAAAGAGAGACUGAGAAGGGGCGGAGUCACCUCCCCUGCCCCAUCUCCUGCGCCUUCUGACAUUACGGACCCAUUGGCGUUACGAGGCAAGGAAAAAGACUCUCAGUCUACUACUGCGCCUCCAUCUCAGAACAAGUCCUUGACCAACAUGUCGACUGCUUCUGACAAACAACAACCAGAGCCCAAGACCGCACCCAUGAACGUGCCUUCGCAGAAGUCCGAGAGCGGGCUGGCAUCAACAGUCACUAGUUCAUGCACCAGUCCGACACUGCCACCACCACCUCCGAUCAUGGACCCGGCCGUUGCGAGUGUUCCAUCUACAACGGCGUCAGCAACGCCAUCUGCAACACCAUCACUCCAAGGUGAAGUUACAGCGCCGCAAGAAGAGGCACCCGCGCCGCCUCCACCGAAGCAUUCAUGGAAACUGAAGGGUAUAGUGUCUGUCAUCCGCCAUGCGGAUCGUACCCCCAAGCAGAAGUACAAGUUCACUUUCCACACAGCGCCCUUUAUUGAACUGCUCAAGGGACACCAAGAGGAAGUACUGCUCAUUGGUGAAGCGGCCUUGGCUAGUGUUUUGCAGGCUGUUGAUGUCGCGCUGAGGGCUGGUGUUGAGGACCGUCAGAAACUCAAGUCUCUCCGCAACGUCCUCGUUAAGAAAGGCGGAUGGGCAGGCACCAAGGUGCAGAUCAAGCCCAUGUUCCGGAAAAAGAAAACUGAAGACGUAGCUGUUUCGUCAGGCGACGAGCUGUCGCAGGUCCUAAAGGAAGGUGUCGAGACUGAUUUUGCGGAGAAAUCGGAGGAUGGUGCCACAAAGACGGACAACUCCUCCCCGUCACGAAAACCACCCAAGAGGCAUGACUCCCUCUCUGGUGUCACCAUGUCCCGAAUCACUGCAGCAGAGGAGAGUCUUGUGCUUGACAAACUUCAGCUCAUUGUGAAAUGGGGUGGCGAGCCGACUCACUCAGCACGUUACCAAGCCCAGGAACUGGGCGAAAACAUGCGAAACGACUUCAACCUUCUCAACCGAGACGUUCUCGACGAAGUCCACGUGUUUAGCAGUUCCGAACGUCGGGUUACCACUAGCGCCCAAAUCUGGGCAUCUUCAUUUUUGGACAGGAAAGAUCUUCCGGAGGACUUCAUUACCAUUCGCAAAGACCUUCUCGAUGACUCGAACGCCGCCAAGGACGAAAUGGACAAGGUCAAGAAGAAGUUGAAGGGCCUUCUGCGCAAAGGCAAUGAAAGACCCCCUCAAUUUGCUUGGCCGGAGAAGAUGCCAGAACCGUCAGAAGUGCAGACCCGCGUCGUUCAACUGAUGAACUUUCAUCGUCGUGUGAUGCACCACAACUACGCAAAGCUACAUAACGGCAGUGCCGUUGCAUCCUUGAACAACCACAUUGUGAACCCCGGUUCGGAGAAGUCCCACAACGGGGAGGUGUCGGUACCUACAAGCUCCGCAUCGUCGUCGCUUUCCCAGGCGAACGCGGUGAAUACCAUACAAACUCGAUGGUGUUGUGGUGAAGAUGCGGAGCUAUUCAGAGAACGUUGGGAAAAGUUGUUCGCAGAAUUCUGCGACGGAGAAAAGGUUGACCCCAGCAAGAUCUCCGAGCUCUACGACACGAUGAAAUUCGAUGCUCUGCAUAACCGCCAGUUCUUGGAAUGGGUCUUUACACCGCCUAAAGUCAUGCUGGAAGAGGAGUAUGGCGCCAGAGACAGGGAAAGCAAAGAGUCUGGCAAGGAUGGCAAAUCUGCGGAAAAAACAACGGAUGAGGGGAAGCUGUCUCAGGAGUCGAAAGAGGAGAGGCGGGACGUAUCGGGAUCCAGUGACAAGCCAGAGAAGAGCGAGGCCAGCAAGAGUUCUGCAUCUGUCAGGCGCAUCUUCCGUCGCCGGUCGUUCCUGAAUGGCUUGCGACACAAUGGAGAGCCUGCUGCGCCGGAGCAGUACUUCCAUCUCUACAAGGGCAACACUCAGACCAAAGCCAAGACCGACGCCCGAUUCGAGCCACUACGUGAGCUUUACCAGCUCGCCAAAGUGCUGUUCGAUUUCAUCUGUCCUCAAGAGUACGGUAUUUCUGACAGCGAAAAGCUUGAGAUUGGCCUCUUGACAUCCCUACCGCUACUGAAGGAGAUUGUCCAGGAUCUUGAGGAGAUGCAGGCAUCCAACGACGCAAAGUCCUUCUUCUACUUCACGAAAGAGUCCCAUAUUUAUACCCUCCUCAAUUGCAUCUUGGAAGGAGGCAUCGAGACGAAGAUUAAGCGCAGCACUAUUCCAGAGCUUGAUUAUCUCUCGCAGAUCUGCUUCGAGUUGUACGAGUCAGAGAUUAAGACGCCCACUGACUCGCCCGGUGGGGGAGAGGAGCAGACAUUUGCAUACAGCAUUAGAAUUACCAUCAGUCCCGGCUGCCACGUCUACGACCCCCUUGAUGUGCAAUUGGACAGCAAGCACAGCAUCAGUUGCGCGCCGCGUCGUAGUUUGACCCCUCACGCAGACUGGAUGCAGGUGAUCCGUACGCUGAGGGCCAAAUUCAACCAAGUAAAACUGCCAAAGACGUUCCUCGCUAUCAACCUAUCAGAUCUGUUCUCCUUUGAAGAUCACGAGAAACGCGAAAGUGACAAUGAGGGGCUAGAAAUGAAGCCUCUGCAUCCAAAGCCCAAGGCGGGGGAUGCCGCGAACCAACCGGCUGCCAUGUCGUCCGAGGAGCUAGUUUCGGUUGGGGACCUACUUACAUCACCUACCAAGAAACAGGAGGAGCCUGUGAGCCCCAGAACUAAGGUUGAUGAUGCUCCGCCUGCUGAGGUGACAGCUGACGCAACUACGCAAGAGACGGAAUAA